GUGGUCAAACAAAACGAGCCCAAACACUUGUGUGCAGGCCGGCAUGGAACUUGUCACCAUGGGUAUCACGUGACGCGUCCUUCCCCUGCUUCUCGGGAAUGGCCAACAGCGAGUGUCAGUGCUCACCUCGUCCAUCAUUUCCUUCUCUGAAAUUUGUUCGUCCAUCUCAGACAGAUUUGCCGUCGAACGGGAACUGCAUCUCUUUUUUGCACUUUGCGUAGAAUCGCCAUGAAGUUUCCAUGGCUGGAGUUGGCCUUGACAGGCUUCGGCGCUACAGCAGGCGAGGCUGAGGUGGACGAUAAUGUUCACAACAUUGCCAUCAUAGGUGCUGGUGCAGCUGGCUCAUCAACAGCCUAUCAUCUCAGUCGGUUCGCUCAGACGCUACCGUCAAACGCGCCCGCCCUUAACGUCACUAUCUUUGAGAAGACAGACCGCAUUGGUGGACGUUCUUUGACCGCCCCAGCGCCAUCAGGGCAGCCGAUCGAGCUUGGAGCUAGUAUAUUCAUCACAAAGAACGAGAUUCUACUCAAUGCAACGCGCGACUUCGACCUUGCCCUGGGGGGCCUGCGCGAGGGCUCUCCCGGUGAUAUCACUGCCAUUUGGGAUGGCCAGGAAUUCGUCUAUCAGACUACCGACGGGGAGAGCUGGUGGUGGGAUGUCGGCAAGAUGUUAUGGAGAUACGGCAUGAGCCCAUACAGGGCUGUGAAUCUCGUCAAAGACACUGUGGGCAGAUUCCUUGAACUAUACAAGGAGGAUAACUUCCCCUUUAGGUCAUUAACGGCAAAGGUCUACGAGCUUGGCCUUGUCAAGCAGACGGGUAUCACAGGCGCAGAAUUGCUGAAGCAGAACAACAUUGACGAGAAGUUUGCAAGGCACAUCAUACAAGCAGCCACACGCGUCAACUAUGCCUCGAACUUGGCAUUCAUUCAUGGCGUGGAGGCGAUGGUGUCGUUUGCCACCGAGGGUGCUGUAUCUGUCGAGGGCGGUAACUGGCAGAUCUUCGACAAGAUGGUCCAAAGCAGCGGCGCUACUCUUCACCGAAAUACAUCCGUGGCAUCCAUCAGCAGGCCAAAGCAGGAUGGGAAGUACUUCGUCUCGACAAAGGUAGAUGGCUCAGCAUCCACAGCCGAAGCCUAUGGCAUCGGCUUUGACGAGGUCGUCAUCGCCACGCCCUGGCAGUUCAGCCAAAUCACUACCGACGCGUCGGUCCUAAGGCACAAGAUCGAGGAGGUUCCAUACACAAAACUUCACGUCACGCUCUUCACCUCACCAUUCAGACUCCACCCUCAGUUUUUCGGGCUUGCUCCCGGUGCAAAGGCUCCCAGUAACGUGUACACCACUCUUGGCGAGGACGAAACGCCCGCCAGUGGCGCUGAUGGCGUAGGCCGCACCGGGUUCUACAGCAUCAGCACCCUACGAACGACCAACAAUCCUACCACUGGGCGUCUGGAGUUUGUCUACAAGAUCUUUUCCGCCGAAGCCAUCUCCCCAGCGUUCCUGAGCUCGGUGCUGGGUACCGCGGUGCCUGACAGCUUUACGGGUGACAAGUCACCGAUUAGCUGGUAUCAUCCCGUGUGGUUCCACUCCUAUCCCAUUGAGCUGCCGCGGGUCACAUUUCAAGAUCCGGUGGUUGGCGAUGGUGUAUGGUACACAGGUGGCAUGGAGAGCUUCAUUUCGACGAUGGAGACGAGUGCCUUGAUGGGGAUGAAUGUGGCAAAGCUGAUUGUCGAUGAGGUUGGGAGCUCUGCACAGAAGGGCGGCGAGGACAAGGUCGCAAAGAAUACAUAUGGCAAGGGCGCGGACGGUCCUGGCGAUGAGUUGUGAUAUAGCGAAUUUGUGAUGCUUUUAGUAGCGAUA
Emericellopsis atlantica is the source of this 1857-nucleotide messenger RNA. Its product is annotated as Prenylcysteine lyase-domain-containing protein. Gene Ontology annotation, molecular function: prenylcysteine oxidase activity. The record is from RefSeq and is a predicted model, not a curated record. The coding region runs from base 229 to 1824 and encodes 531 amino acids. The transcript has 3 exons. NCBI's taxonomy places the organism in Eukaryota, Fungi, Ascomycota, Sordariomycetes, Hypocreales, Bionectriaceae. Gene Ontology annotation, biological process: prenylated protein catabolic process; prenylcysteine catabolic process.